Molecule: messenger RNA, 1989 nt
Organism: Exophiala xenobiotica
Lineage: Eukaryota; Fungi; Ascomycota; Eurotiomycetes; Chaetothyriales; Herpotrichiellaceae
Exons: 2
Coding region: 575-1813 (412 amino acids)
Molecular function (GO): iron ion binding; 2 iron, 2 sulfur cluster binding
Source: RefSeq, a predicted model, not a curated record
GGGAAGACAAACUCCGAUGUAUCAGGUAUGAAUUGGCGUCUCAACUGACCGUACUUGAGCAACAUGUGGAGUCCGGCUGCUGGAAACUCGAAAGCUAAUCUAGACCAUCAUCACCCAUCACGGUGAUGUAAACACGCAAUCUAUCGUGGUAUCAUUGGCGGACCAGAUGGUGUUCCAGAAUAUGGAUGCGACCUCCGUCCUUGGUUAAGGCCCUUUAUGUGAAAUUUGGCCAUAUCGGGUCAAGACUUGUGCAUGGCGUCCAGACAAGACCGUCUGCUGGACGAGCUCCGCUCCCUGGCAAUGGCGACACAAUUAAGCUACCGACGGCUGGCGCUGCCAUCCAGCAAACCCAGUACACCCUUAUCUAUUCAUACGGACCGGAUUGCCCCAUGGGGCUUGAUGAGCUGUCGUCAAGCUGAUAAGAGCGACAGCAUGGUAUGUGCUAUCUCCUAUAUGUAAGAACCCUUACUGUCAGCGUCUCGUCAGCCACCAUCUCUCAAGAGCCCGGUAUCUUAUCGAGUACUUCCUCUCCUUUCUGCCUUCCAGCGCCCUUGAUCUAUCUGCCCCUUUGAUCAUGGCUCCAGCACUACUGAACUAUCUUGGCUUCGGCAGCUCCGCGGCCGCCGACGAAGAGAAGAGCUCCGUGAGAGCUUUGCCUGCACCAUGGUACACCUCACAGGAAAUGUAUGAGCUUGAGAGAAGAGCAAUCUUCUCAAGGAGAUGGCUGCUCACCACACACAAGAAUCGGUUCAAGGAGUCGGGUGACUGGCUACGUUAUGAGAUUGCUGGCUUCAACGUUGUCUUGGCCAAAGACCGCAAUGGGAACAUCAACGCUUUCCACAACAUCUGCAGGCAUCGUGCCUAUCCAGUUGUGGACGAGGACAAAGGAUCGUCGAAGAUCUUCGCUUGCAGAUACCACGGCUGGUCCUACGGCCUUGACGGCAAGCUUGCAAAAGCCCCUGGAUACCAAGACUUACCUGGCUUUGACAAGACACAGAAUGGCCUGCUCCCUAUCCAUGUCCACAUCGACAUCAACGGCUUCAUCUGGAUCAACCUGGAUGGGAAACAAAAGCCAGAGGUUUCCUGGGAAGAAGAUCUUGAUGGCGUCGACUCGCAAGAAAGAUUACAGCAAUUCCAGUGGGAUCAAUAUGAGUUCGACCACAUCUGGGAGAUCGAUGCUGCAUACAACUGGAAGAUUGCAGCUGACAACUACAACGAAUGCUACCACUGCAAGACGACGCAUCCUGACAUCCCCACCGUUGCAGACCUUGCUUCCUACGGGGUCAACGUGCAACGCGCGUGGAUCCAGCACAACGGCGCCACCACACCUGAACAGAAAGCCAGGGGCUUGACAGUUUGUGCCACUUACUUCUGGCCAAAUGCUUCGAUGAAUGUCUCACCUCACUUCUUUUUCACUCAGCGGUUCAUCCCUCGUGGUCCCAAAAACACGCUUGUGCGCUACGAGGUGUUCCGCAACAAGAAUUCAAGCGAGGAAGACUUCCAAUUGAUCAACCAGAUCUACAAGCGAAUCAUGUCGGAAGACAAGGCUCUGUGUGAUGCUGCACAACGUAACCUCAACGCGGGCGUUUUUGUCAACGGCGAGAUGCACCCGAAGAUGGAAAAGGGCCCUCUCUACUUCCAGAAGCUCGUCCGUGAGGCAGUCACGGAACAUCACAAGCGCGAACAGGCCGCCAAAACCGAGAUCUGGCCAGCUCGUCAAACCCUGCCUAACAGUGCGUUGGAUACGAAGAAGGACAUUGACUUUUGCUCCGGUCUUGCCUGCUCGACAAGUCAGGCAGGUCUGGUUUGGUAAUGACGAUUCAUAAUAGGUUUGUUCGAUGAUUAUUGACGCCAACCUGGGCUUUCCUGUUAGACUUUGUUGCAUAGCAUAGGUCUGGGAUGAUAUUAACGAUAUUUGCAGAAUGAUUAUUCCAACAUCAAGAGGACUUGGCUCCGCAGUAUCGAAAAUUCGUCAGUUUUGACAAGCCA